AGUACACAACGUUGAUGUGGUUUGUCCCUUCGCAAGGGAGGCCAAUUCCGACCACUGUGCACGUGAUGUCCGACCUUUUUUGUCCUGUCCCGUUUUUUUUCCUCUCCUUCGACGUUGAAAUUUUCCAGCGGUCAAGACAAAAGGGACAAACAACUCUUCUCAUCAUCAACUGGACAAAUCUCGAGAGUGGUUAUUUGCUUUGAUUGGCUACUUCAGCAUGUCCUCUUUACAAUUACAGAUCCUUGAGAUCCUCGAUAAGGAAGCACAGAUCGGCAACACAGCUGAGAGAUUGGCCGGCUUGGACUCCCAGACAGUCCAGGCUGCCUUGAACUCGUUAGUCUCUCGUAACAAGGUUACGUAUAAGAGCAUUGAGAAGGAGCACUGGAACCUCACGGAUGAGGCCAAGGACAUUGUUCAAAAUGGCUCCCACGAGUACAGACUGCUGGAGCUUGUGCUCAAGCUCGAGCACUUGAAGAUCUCCGAGGUUGGCUCGCAGCUUGGUCCUAACGGUAAGAUGGGCCAGGCCAGAGCCUUCAAGAACGGAUGGAUCUCCAAGAACGGGGACGAGCUGGUUCUGAACGAGAAGGUCGACAAGGCUCAGUUGCCUCACGACACCACUGCCGAGGAGCUGAAGGAGAUUCAAGAGAAGGGCACGCUGUCGGACGCUAAGAAGAUCCAAGAGCUGAAGAAGCGUAAGCUCAUCACAUUGACCAAGAUUCUGUCCUUCUCCGUGGAGAAGGGCUCUGAGUUCUCAACGACAAUUGAGCAGCUGGAGACCGACAUCACGUCUGACAUGGUGAUCACGGGUUCUUGGGAGAACGCCAAGUUCAAGCCAUACAACUUUGCCUCGGAAGGUGUUGCUCCUCCAGCCGGUGCCCUCCAUCCUUUGAACAAAGUGCGUGAGGAGUUCAGACAGAUCUUCUUCUCCAUGGGCUUCACAGAGAUGCCUUCUAACCAGUACGUCGACACCGGCUUCUGGAACUUUGACACCUUGUUCGUCCCUCAGCAGCACCCUGCUAGAGAUUUGCAAGAUACUUUCUACUUGAAGGACCCAUUGGUUGGUGGAUUACCAGAGGAUAAGGAGUACCUGGAAAACACCAAAAAGGUGCACGAGCAAGGUCUGUACGGAUCUAUCGGUUACAGAUACCCAUGGAAGCCAGAAGAGACCCAGAAGUUGGUUCUGAGAACCCACACCACUGCUAUUUCCUCCGCAAUGUUGAAGAAACUUGCUGCUGAUCCAAAGCCUACAAGACUGUUCUCCAUCGACAGAGUGUUCAGAAACGAAGCAGUCGAUGCCACUCAUUUGGCUGAAUUCCACCAAAUCGAAGGUGUCAUCGCAGACUACGACAUCACCUUGGGUAACCUGAUUGAAUUCAUGGAGUCCUUCUUCGACAAGAUGGGUGUCCGUGAUCUCAGAUUCAAGCCAACAUAUAACCCAUACACCGAGCCUUCUAUGGAGAUUUACUCCUGGCAUCAAGGGUUAGGCAAAUGGGUUGAAAUCGGUAACUCUGGUAUGUUCCGUCCAGAGAUGUUGGAGCCAAUGGGGCUCCCUAAGAACAUGCGUGUCCUCGGUUGGGGUCUUUCAUUAGAACGUCCAACUAUGAUCAAGUACGCAGUCAGUAACAUUAGAGAACUGUUGGGCCAUAAGGUCUCCUUAGACUUCAUCGAGACCAACCCAGCUGCUCGUUUGGAUGAAGAUUUGGUUUGAGUUAGUCGAGUUCAUAUAUAGAGAAACUACACUGUUAUCUGAGUAAUGCUUGAUUCAAACGUUUGUAAUGUACAUGUUGUUUUAUUCGA
Williopsis jadinii is the source of this 1797-nucleotide messenger RNA. It is a transcript of the gene FRS2, whose product is annotated as phenylalanine--tRNA ligase subunit alpha. Gene Ontology annotation, molecular function: tRNA binding; ATP binding; phenylalanine-tRNA ligase activity. NCBI's taxonomy places the organism in Eukaryota, Fungi, Ascomycota, Saccharomycetes, Phaffomycetales, Wickerhamomycetaceae. Gene Ontology annotation, biological process: phenylalanyl-tRNA aminoacylation. Gene Ontology annotation, cellular component: cytosol; cytoplasm; phenylalanine-tRNA ligase complex. The transcript has a single exon. The coding region runs from base 218 to 1708 and encodes 496 amino acids. The record is from RefSeq and is a predicted model, not a curated record.